AUGGAUAUUGUUAAUGACAGCCUCUUUGACAUCAACACCAACGAUUCGGAUCUCCUGUGUGAGCUCGUCUCAGGAAAAGAUCCUUUUUUCUGCAGGAACCGCUUUCAGCGCUUUAAAGAUUUAGACCAGACAGUUCGGAUUCUGCUCUAUUCCCUGAUAUUCCUGCUCAGCGUCUUGGGCAACACGUUGGUCAUCAUCGUGCUGAUCAGAAACAAAAGAAUGAGGACCGUCACCAACAUAUUCCUGCUCUCGUUGGCCAUCAGUGACCUCAUGCUCUGUUUCUUCUGCAUGCCCUUCACCCUCAUUCCUAACCUUCUGCAGGACUUUAUUUUCGGCAGCACCGUAUGCAAAAUUACCAGUUACUUCAUGGGGGUCUCCGUCAGCGUAUCCACACUCAACCUGGUUGCGAUCUCUUUAGAGAGAUACAGUGCUAUCUGCAAACCGCUGCAGUCCCGAGUCUGGCAGACGAAAUCGCACGCCUCGAAGGUGAUUGCCGUGACCUGGUGCCUCUCCUUCACCAUCAUGACGCCAUACCCGAUUUACAGCAAGCUGGUGCCGCUCCAGAACAGCACGGCGAAUAUGUGCCGCUUCCUUUGGCCAAGCAAAGUGAUGCAGCAAUCUUGGUAUAUCUUCCAGCUGCUCAUCCUCUUCCUCAUCCCGGGGAUUGUAAUGAUGAUUGCAUAUGGCCUGAUCUCCUUAGAGCUCUACCGAGGAAUAAAAUUCGACGUCAGUCAGAGGAAGUCUUCACGAGAAAGGAAAAGCAGCACCAGCAGCAGCAGAGAUGAAGACGGGGAUGGAUGCUACCUGCAAAGAAGCAAGAAGAAGAAGGUGCCGCUCCAGCCGCUCCCGGCCAGCCUCGGCAGCCACAAAAUUGACCGCCCGCGAAGCAGCACCUCAACUGCCAACCUGUUGGCCAAGAAGCUGGUCAUCCGCAUGCUGAUUGUGAUUGUGAUCCUCUUCUUCAUCUGCUGGACUCCGGUCUUCAGCGUCAACACAUGGCGGGCCUUUGACACCUGGUCCGCCACCCUGCUCCUCACUGGAGCCCCCAUCUCUUUCAUCCACCUGCUCUCCUACACUUCCGCCUGCGUGAACCCCAUCAUCUACUGCUUCAUGAACAAGCGCUUCCGCAUGGGCUUCCUGGCUACCUUCACCUGCUGCAACAAGCCAAAAAUCCCCAUGGCCAGAGCAGAUAUGGCCGAGGAGGAGGAAGGGAAGACCACAGGAGCUUCCCUCUCCAGGUAUUCUUACACACACAUGAACGCGUCCGCUGUGCCAUGA
Molecule: messenger RNA, 1278 nt
Organism: Euleptes europaea (tarantolino)
Lineage: Eukaryota; Metazoa; Chordata; Lepidosauria; Squamata; Sphaerodactylidae
Gene: CCKAR
Product: cholecystokinin A receptor
Exons: 5
Coding region: 1-1278 (425 amino acids)
Biological process (GO): neuropeptide signaling pathway
Cellular component (GO): membrane
Molecular function (GO): neuropeptide receptor activity; gastrin receptor activity
Source: RefSeq, a predicted model, not a curated record